This is a messenger RNA of Candoia aspera, 1381 nucleotides long. RefSeq names its product tafazzin, phospholipid-lysophospholipid transacylase (gene TAFAZZIN). Gene Ontology annotation, biological process: inner mitochondrial membrane organization; cardiolipin acyl-chain remodeling. The transcript is spliced from 10 exons. Bases 47 to 835 code for a protein of 262 amino acids. Gene Ontology annotation, molecular function: 1-acylglycerophosphocholine O-acyltransferase activity. NCBI's taxonomy places the organism in Eukaryota, Metazoa, Chordata, Lepidosauria, Squamata, Candoiidae. Gene Ontology annotation, cellular component: mitochondrial membrane. The record is from RefSeq and is a predicted model, not a curated record.
GGACAGCUGACAGCAUUGCCUCUAGAGGAUCAUCAGGGAUGGAAAGAUGCCCCUGGAGGUGAAAUGGCCUUUUCCUCAGGCCCCAAAUCUGCCAUGGAAUUUGGCCAGCAGGCUGGUCAUGGGAUUGGUGGGUACCUAUAGCUGCUUCUGGACAAGGUAUGUAAACAAGCUGAAUAUCCAUAAUGAAGAAGUUCUUUAUGAGCUGAUUGAGAAGCGCCAACCAGGAACCCCCCUCUUGACUGUCUGCAAUCAUCAGUCCUGCAUGGACGAUCCACAUCUUUGGGGAAUCCUGAGAUUACGACACGUCUGGAACUUGCAGAAGAUGCGGUGGACUCCAACAGCUGCUGAUAUCUGCUUCACCAAGGAGCUGCAUUCUUGUUUCUUCAGCCUUGGGCGAUGCGUUCCUGUCUGCCGGGGAGAUGGAGUCUACCAGAAAGGCAUGGACUAUAUACUAGAGAAGCUCAACUGUGGUGACUGGGUGCACAUGUUCCCCGAAGGUAAAGUAAACAUGACUCAGGAGUUCAUGCGCUUCAAAUGGGGUAUUGGGCGUCUUCUGGCUGAGUGCCGUCUGCACCCGAUUAUACUGCCACUCUGGCAUGUAGGAAUGAAUGAUGUACUCCCCAAUGAACCUCCUUACGUGCCCCGAGUUGGACAGAAAAUCACUGUGUUAAUUGGGAGGCCAUUCAGUGUCCGCCCAUUGCUAGAGCGGCUGCGGUCAGAAAACAAGUCAGCGAUGGAGAUGCGCAAAGCCCUGACAGAUUUCAUUCAAGAGGAGAUCCAGACUCUAAAGGAACAGGCUGAGAGACUGCAUCAGACAUUCAAGCUACAGGGCUAGUGUUGACUAGGCUAAGCAUCAGAGGCUCUGUUACUGAAACAUGAAGUAUGCAGUCCUGGGCCAUGGCGAGGAAUGUAGUCUUUGCAUGGACUACUUUUAACUCAUAGCUUUUAAGUUAAAUUUUCUCAUUUCUCCACCUGCCAUCCACACCCUGCCGCAGGAGGAGUGGCAUCACAUGCAGAAGAUUGGGUGAAGGCUCCUCGUACCCCUUGUUGACCCUCAUGUUGUCCUCAUUGUACUGCUUUGGUAUCUGCCUCCCAAAGGGAGGGACUUGCAAUGGCUACUGUGUGUUCCCUCUUGCUAGAACCUAGAAGUGCUGGGGCUCCAUGUUUGCAGUUACUGGUGAUGCAAGAAUAGGAGGAGGAGUGAAUGGGGGAGGGGAAAGAAAGUCUCCACCCUAUUCUUGCAAUGAUCUCUCUUUAUGUGGCUUGCCUUGGUCAGUGGGCACUGGAGGAAUACAAAACACAUUUUGUGAAUUUCUUUUUGUAGAAUAUUGGUUUGGAAAUGGUUUUAUAUUUGGAAACUUCCAAUAAAUGAUUCAUACCU